Messenger RNA from Camellia sinensis, 850 nucleotides. RefSeq lists its product as uncharacterized. NCBI's taxonomy places the organism in Eukaryota, Viridiplantae, Streptophyta, Magnoliopsida, Ericales, Theaceae. Gene Ontology annotation, biological process: negative regulation of DNA-templated transcription. The record is from RefSeq and is a predicted model, not a curated record.
AUGUCCAACAACAACAACAUGAGGAAGGUCCGUCUGAACACAGUGACAGUGAACCUAGGUUGCAGCAGCUGCCAAAGUCCAAGACUCUCCAACAUUUUCCACCCAAAGCCAAAGUCCAAAACACCCACUACUUACCACCACAGAAAACACACCCUCUUCUAUCACACCUCUUCAACCUCCUCAUCGGACAAUGCUAAUCCUCCCCACUGUGCUGACGAACAAUACACCACAACCACCACCACCACUACGGACACAACACCGCUGUGUCAGUCAGACUCGGACACAGAGUCCGACAUAAGGAGCCUUCGGGCGGUUCAGGGGUUCGGGAGGAUUGGCAGUGAGAGCGUGGCGGUGGAGAAAGAUUCGGACGACCCGUACCUGGACUUCCGGAGAUCGAUGGUUGAGAUGAUAGUGGCGAAGGAGAUAUACUCAAGGGACGAUCUCCGCGAGCUUCUCAACUGUUUCUUGCAGCUGAAUUCACCUUACUACCAUGGGAUCAUCGUUCGAGCUUUCACUGAGAUCUGGGAUGCUGUUUUCUCACUCAGAGUCAAGUGUUCUUCUCCAAAACUCCAUCUUCCCCACAACUCACGUGCGCCAUUCUAACCGUUAAAUUUUGCGUCUGUAGUCUACUGGGUUAUUAUUGUAAUUAUCAAGACUUGGUUUGAUUUCAUCUCGUUUGAUUUACUUUGUUUAAUAGUUAGUUAUAUAUUUAGACAUGACUUUUAAACAUGGCAAAAUUUUAUUGUUCACUAUUGUAUGGUAGCUUAAGAGUAAAUUUAGAGGAAGAAAAAUAAGUAGAAAAAUGCUUGGGAGCACUAAUUAGUGCUCCCACUAAUUAGGUGACAGUGAG